Molecule: messenger RNA, 1012 nt
Organism: Nymphaea colorata (pocket water lily)
Lineage: Eukaryota; Viridiplantae; Streptophyta; Magnoliopsida; Nymphaeales; Nymphaeaceae
Product: SKP1-like protein 1A
Exons: 2
Coding region: 218-715 (165 amino acids)
Biological process (GO): SCF-dependent proteasomal ubiquitin-dependent protein catabolic process
Cellular component (GO): nucleus; cytoplasm
Molecular function (GO): cullin family protein binding
Source: RefSeq, a predicted model, not a curated record
CGAGAAGAAGAAUCGAGUAAGAAACGUCCCUCUCUUUCGGUUCUCUUCUUUUCGCGCCUUUCUUCUUGUUGGGGUUUUCAUGGGGAGAAGCAAGAAUCGGGAAUAAGAGGAAAGAAGUAAGAAUAAGAAUGCCACGCGGAUCAGCAACCCAUGACGGGGGUUGAGGAGGAAACGGCGGCGUGCGGCGGCGGAAAGUUGUCUUCGUCUGGAGAAGAAGAUGGUGAUUCUGAAGGCAUCUGACGGCGUGGUCUACGAGGUGGAGGAGACAGUGGCUAAGAUGUUGCAGAUGCUGUCACCGUUGAUCGAUGACGCCGACCUUGAGAACGCCAUUCCCCUUCACAAUGUCACCGGAAAGAUCCUCGGCAAGGUGCUCGAUUACUGCAAGAAGCACACGGAAGAAGAAGCUCCGGAGGACCUCCCUGAGGAGGACGACAUGAGUCACAUGACCAAGAAACACGCUAUGGAGAAGUGGGACGCGGAAUACGUGGAUGUGGAUCGCGAAACACUUUUUGAAAUCGUUCUGGCUGCUAACUACCUUGAGAUCAAAGGUCUCCUUGAGUUGACGUGCCAGAAAAUUGCGGAUUUGAUCAAAGACGUGUCGACGGAGGAAGUCAGAGAGGUGUUCAAUAUAGAGAAUGACUACAGUGAAGAAGAGGAGGCAGAAAUGAGAAAUGAAUACCCUUGGGCGUAUGAAGAGGAAGUCUCACAACAAUGAACGGUGUAUAGAGAGUUACCUGUUUGAUCCUCUCUGCGGGUAACCAUCAUGGGGCAUCUUCUCUUUGUCACAGAUAGGGAUUAACUGGAGUCAGGAAGACUUUACUAGUCUUCAUUUGAACGCUGAUCUCUUUUUUGAGAAAAACUUGUUUGUUUACGGAGACCCUUUUCUUUUAUUAGGGGUAGCUUUAUAACGAGAUGAGCUUCAAUGUAAACAAAUGCUAUCCCAAGGGAAUCCGCUUCGGAGAGAACUCUUGUUAUUCAUAAUAUUAUUAUGUUAAAGAAUUUAACUUGUCUC